Molecule: messenger RNA, 1188 nt
Organism: Porites lobata
Lineage: Eukaryota; Metazoa; Cnidaria; Anthozoa; Scleractinia; Poritidae
Source: the annotation of a GenBank genome assembly
AUAACAUGAAGAAAAACUCCACCAGUGCAUGAUCGUUGACUAUUUUGUUUUAACAAUGACGAUGCGGGAGUAUUGCGACGUUUGGCGAGGUUUAGUUUGGAGCGCUUUUUUUCAUGCUGUAUUUCUACUUAUUAUUCCAGGUAUGUCCAAAGCUAGGUUAUUCAUUUUAUAAUUGUGGAAUUAAUUUGCUACGAGAAGUGUAACUUUUACUCUUGCGAGCCCUAGUCCCGUUGUCCGGCAUUAAGGCUACAUACUUUUUUUUUUUUUUUUUUUCAUGCUUUAUUUCUACUGAUUAUUCCAGGUGUGUCCAAAGCUGUUAUUCAGUUUAAAUUAAUUUGCCACAGGCAGUCCAACUUUUACUCUUGCGAGCCCUAGUCCCGUUGUCCGGCAUUAAGGCUACAUGCUUUUUUGUUUUUUUUCAUGCUUUAUUUCUACUGAUUAUUCCAGGUGUGUCCAAAGCUGUUAUUCAGUUUAAAUUAAUUUGUCUCAGGCAGUGUAACUUUUACUCUUGCGAGCCCUAGUCACGUUGUCCGGCAUUAAGGCUACAUGUUUUUUUUUUUUGUUUUUUUUUUUGUUUGUUUGUUUGUUGUUUUUUUUUUCAUGCUUUAUUGCUACUGAUUAUUCCAGGUAUGUCCAAAGCUGUAUUAUUCAGUUUAAAUUAUCAAAUUAAUUUGCCACAGGCAGUUUAACUUUUACUCUUGCGAGCCUUAGUCCCCUUAGUCCGGCAUUGAGGCUACAUGCUUUUUUUUAAGCUGUGUGUAACUUACAUAAUUAUCGAUUCUCUCCAGUCCUUUGUUUAAUGGAGGAAAGUCAAAGUAUGCUCUUGUUGUUGCUGUUAUUGUUCUUUUAUAUUCUGUAGGUGUAGGAGCUCUAAAGUUCCUCCAGGAUCCUCCACAACUCCAGGCAUCUCAUGUCGGCUGGAGCGUUGACUACAAUUGCACAACAGAUGACCCAAAUGCCACAGUGUCACUUCUACAGUCUAAUGAUUUUGGGUUUUCUUAUAAUGUGAUUUCAGUCACACCAAACAAACUUCUUUUGAGGAAACAAGUGUUUACCAUAGUAAAUCUUAUUCUUUCGGAUGGAGCAUACUAUAAAUGCAAGGCCACGGACCAGUCAGGUCAAACUAUUGAAUGGAACAGUGGUUCAAUGUUAUAUAUACAAGCAGGUCUGUAUGUAAGAAUAUUUUGA